Molecule: messenger RNA, 976 nt
Organism: Drosophila teissieri
Lineage: Eukaryota; Metazoa; Arthropoda; Insecta; Diptera; Drosophilidae
Gene: Max
Product: protein max
Exons: 5
Coding region: 149-634 (161 amino acids)
Biological process (GO): positive regulation of transcription by RNA polymerase II
Cellular component (GO): RNA polymerase II transcription regulator complex
Molecular function (GO): DNA-binding transcription factor activity; protein dimerization activity
Source: RefSeq, a predicted model, not a curated record
CACUCUGAAAGUCUUACAACGUGAGCAAACAACAACAAAAUUACAUGUUUAAUUACAAUAAUCACAAACAAAAUUUACCAGUUUAGUGCUAUAAUCUUUGUAUAUAUUUAUUUAUUCGCGCACAAACACUGAAAACAAGUGAAGCAACAUGAGUAUGAGCGACGACGACCGCGACAUAGACAUCGAAAGUGACGAGGAUGGGGAUUCGGACAAUGGUUUGGGAUCCUCGCGACACACGAGCACCGCCAAUUUCACCCAGGCCGAAAAGCGGGCGCACCACAACGCUUUGGAGCGUAGGCGGCGUGAUCACAUCAAGGAGAGCUUCACCAACCUGCGGGAGGCGGUGCCCACACUCAAGGGCGAGAAGGCGAGUCGAGCUCAAAUCCUGAAAAAGACCACCGAAUGCAUACAGACGAUGAGGCGGAAGAUCAGUGAAAACCAGAAGGACAUCGAAGAAAUCAGGAAACAAAACAACAUACUAGCCAAGCAAAUUCGAGCGCUGGAGAGUCAAAAUGGGGAUCAGUUCACUGAAUUUCUCAGCGAGGAGGAAGUGGGCAGCGAGGAUGCCGAAGACGAUGACCUCGACCAGGACUUCAGUAGACGCAAUAAAAAGAUGAAGACCUUCCACGCAUAGCCGCUGGUGCAGCCCAAAGUGCUGUUUGAAGGCGUGUGCCGGGUUUUGUUUUCACCGACAUUCUGAAUUCCUUCGUGGAAUAAGUUCAACUUUGAGUUGUGUUUUACAAAAGCAAUAGCCCUCGAAAAGUUGUGAAGGAAACGGUUCCAAAUUCGAGUUAAUACAACUUCAAUUAUAAUAUGUGGAAAUGAAAACAGUAAGAAGUCCAAUAAUCAUAUUCAUCUUUAGCUGUAAGCUUAUAAUGUAACCCACCCAAUCGACCUUAAUUUGUAUGCGUGUGUCUUUUGUACUUUCAACCAAUUAUCAAUCUCUGCGCAAAAAAUAAAGUAAGUACAUAUUUUA